CCCCGCCUGAGUGAUGCCCCGCCUUCCUCCUUGCCUCUCGGUGACAUCCUCCUCGCCCUCGCCGUUGCACAGCCCAGCGCCAUGUCAGCAAUCCCUCCCUGUGAUACGCCUGACCGCCUGACUGAUCCGUAUGUCACUUUGCCGGCAGCCGGCGAGCCGGUGGAUGCGGGCACGGCCAGCUACCCGGCCGACCUGCCCGUCAGCCCGAGCUGCCUGGCUGACUUGCGGCUGAAUCAUCCCCGCUUCGUUCGAGCCACCGGGCUCUAUGUGACCAGGUCGACCCUCGGCCCGGAGGUGGGCCUGGGUCUUUUUGCGGCACGCCGCCUGCCAGCUGGCCAAGUGAUCGCAGUCUACGGUGGCAUCCUGCCGACCGAAUGGGCCAUCCACCGGUCCAACCAGCCGGAUUGGGACCAAUGCCUUGCGUUCACCAUGGAGCUGGCCGAUCCAGAAACCGGCAUCAACGCCGGCGCCGCCCCACCUUGGGUCGAUGCUGGGCCACUGCUACAGUCCAUGCCUGCCCGGUAUAUCAACCACAGUUCGCGCGCCGACCGACGGAAUGUGGCGUGGCGCCGACGCCCGCACCUCCUCUUGGCUGAGGUAAUUACCCUGCGUGAUAUCCAGCCCGGGGAGGAGCUUUUCGCCGAUUACGGCCCGCAGUAUUGGACCGCUGGGCCGGCUCCGGUGAAUGAGUAGGACACACAGGGGGAAAGAGGGAGAAGGAUAAAGGGAGAUCGGAAAAUAGAUGAAGACGCAUCGCUA
Molecule: messenger RNA, 759 nt
Organism: Fonticula alba
Lineage: Eukaryota; Rotosphaerida; Fonticulaceae
Exons: 2
Coding region: 82-693 (203 amino acids)
Molecular function (GO): protein binding
Source: RefSeq, a predicted model, not a curated record